Molecule: messenger RNA, 1707 nt
Organism: Talaromyces marneffei
Lineage: Eukaryota; Fungi; Ascomycota; Eurotiomycetes; Eurotiales; Trichocomaceae
Exons: 3
Coding region: 1-1707 (568 amino acids)
Molecular function (GO): oxidoreductase activity; copper ion binding
Source: RefSeq, a predicted model, not a curated record
AUGUAUCUGUUCAGUAUAUUGGCAUUCGCGCUUCUAGGUACUCUGGCGGCAUCCAGUCCCUUUAAUUCUUUCCCAUCUCUGCAGAAGAGGUGCACAAACAGCGCUGAAGAUCGUUCGUGCUGGGGAGAUUAUGAUAUCUCCACCAACUACUACAACGAAGGCCCAGAUACGGGCGUUAUCCGAGAAUAUUGGUGGGAGAUCGUAAAUACUACCGCAGCACCUGAUGGUAUUGAACGUAUCGUCCUGUCAGUGAAUGGUUCCAUACCCGGCCCAACAAUCAUUGCGGACUGGGGUGAUACAGUUGUGGUCCACGUUACCAACAAGCUGGAGAACAAUGGAACGGGUAUCCAUUUUCAUGGCAUCCGUCAGAAUUAUACCAAUCAAAACGAUGGCGUACCCAGCGUAACCCAAUGCCCAAUUGCCCCUGGCGAGUCCUACACAUAUACCUGGAAGGCUACACAAUAUGGGUCCUCAUGGUAUCAUUCUCAUUACUAUGUACAAGCAUGGGAUGGUGUAGCUGGCGGUAUUCUGAUAAAUGGCCCGGCCACAGCUGGCUAUGAUGAGGACCUGGGCGUGCUCUUGCUGAGUGACUGGAUGCACCAGACCGCUGACCAAGAAGUCAUCUCUGCUGAGCACCGCGGACCCCCUACCCUCAAUGGUGGCCUUGUCAACGGCACUAACCAGUACAAUGACACUACCACGGGUACUGUUACGGGAACUCGCUUUGAGACGACAUUCAUUGCUGGCACCCGGUACAGAAUCCGUCUUGUAAGUGGUGCAGCUGAUACGCACUUCAGAUUCAGCAUCGACAACCACACGCUAGAGGUUAUUUCUACUGACUUUGUGCCCAUUGUGCCUUAUGUUACGGAUGCUGUGUCUAUCAGCAUGGGCCAGCGAUACGAUGUUAUUGUUACGGCCAACGCUACAGCCGAUAACUACUGGAUGCGAGCCGCCAUAGUGCAGGCAUGCAGUGAGAACGAUAGCCCAGAUAAUGUUCUAGGAAUUGUACGCUAUGAUAGUACGUCAACUUCCGACCCUACGUCGACAGCGUGGUCGGAUGCCCUGGGUGUGGGUAUCGCUUGCGAAGACGAGGACGCGUCCAACCUGGUGCCGUACGUGGCCAUUGACGCAACGAAUGAUCCUACAAACACCACAGACUUCACUGUAGCUAUAUACCAGUCAGGUGGUAUUGGUCUCUGGGAGAUGGGCUCUACUUCAUUCGUCAAUCAAUGGAAGUACCCCUCGCUCAUGCAAAUAGACCAAGGAAACAAUACUUGGGGUACAUCGCAGAACGUAUAUGCAUAUCCGGAAGCAAACGAGUGGGUGUACAUGGUUAUCCAAACCAGCAACCAACAGCCACAUCCCAUGCACAUGCAUGGCCAUGACUUCUUUAUCUUGGGUCAGGGUGACGGCACCUUUGAUGCCACAACAGUUGAACUGACCUACACUAACCCACCUCGACGUGACGUCGUUAUGCUCCCUGGUGAUGGUUAUAUUGUUAUUGCAUUCUACACCGACAACCCAGGUGUGUGGUUAAUGCACUGUCACAUCGCCUGGCAUACGACAGAAGGUUUGGCAAUUCAAAUUCUGGAACGUCAGUCCGAGAUUUUGGCUCUGCUCGAUUCCUCCACAAUAAAUUCGACUUGUGCCUCAUGGGAUAACUAUGCAUCGGAGGAUGAUAUUGUGCAGACUGAUUCAGGUAUCUAG